AUGACAAAUCCUUUCCUAGAUUCAUAUUUCAUCAGUGAAAAAAAGACGGCUCCUAUAUUAUCGAAACACCAAAAAAUAGCAUUGGCUUUGACUGUACUGAGUACUAGUGGUGGCGUUGAAAAGAAAAAAAGAAAUUCUUGGUGUAAAAAAUGGUUACUACUACGAAAGACUUUGAGUCACGCCAAUGUACUGAGAGAAUUACAACCUGACGAUUUUAAAAACUUUCUUAGAAUGGAUGAAUCACAAUUUGAACAUUUAUUGACAAUGGUAACACCAUUUAUUGAAAAAAAAGAUAUAUUGAUGAGAGAUACUUGUAAACAAAAUUUGAAACAACCGCUUCUCGACAAAACCAAAAAUGUCAAAUUGACAUUGACAACCGUCGCAAGCAUAGAUUAUACAAAAUGGCGACUUAAAUCGGCCCGACCGUGCUACACAUUGCGCUGCUUGCAGUAUUUGGAGUGGGGAGAUCGUACGUCGGGAUGGCAGAAUGACACUGCGGCCCUGCGGCAGGGAGAACCAUUAAAAUAUCGGCCCUGCAUGCAUACACACAAUACGAUUGGCAGUGGCACUGCAAACAGGGACCUGCAGGCAGUGCUU
Messenger RNA from Brenthis ino (lesser marbled fritillary), 597 nucleotides. The record is from the annotation of a GenBank genome assembly. Lineage: Eukaryota; Metazoa; Arthropoda; Insecta; Lepidoptera; Nymphalidae.